Molecule: messenger RNA, 877 nt
Organism: Phytophthora nicotianae INRA-310
Lineage: Eukaryota; Oomycota; Peronosporomycetes; Peronosporales; Peronosporaceae
Exons: 3
Coding region: 139-870 (243 amino acids)
Source: RefSeq, a predicted model, not a curated record
UUGUACGCUUUACGGUUCAAAUGUAAUCUGGAAAGGAUCUGCAACCAGGAAAUACGGGGUGAUCGCUCCCGAAUUAGAAGUCGAAAACGACUGAAUCAGGAAAAUAAAGCUCUAAUUUUGAUUUGCCCAGGAGCAAGGAUGAGCCGAAGGCUGAGUGCCCGAAUGAAGUCCCUGUCGGAGCGGUCACUGCGCAGGAGUAGCAACGUGACUCCUAGCAAAAGUAAUGACCUUCGUCAGCAAAGUCUUGUCCGCAAUGAAAAUGACGAUCAAGAGGAGGAGGUCCCUCACCCGCAUAUCCAGGAUAAGAGGGGCUGGGCUUCUUUCGUACAGCGUAAUUCCGUUCUUCGAACCUACCAGAAGCGGCUUGUUUUCAACAAUGACAUCAAAGUCGCCACACUCGAGUUUGCCAUAAUGCUUUUGUCGGUGGCACAGUUGCAAUGGUCGUACAGAUCCCCAUAUUGGCGCGAGAAACGAGCAUGCGCGAAUCGAUCCAGUUGCAUUGAUACACUUCCAGACAGCAAAUUCAUUGCUGUUGAUGCAGUUCGAGUUAUUAUCGCACUGCUGGGAUUGGUACGGCUGGUUAUCCGCUCAAGCCAACUAUGGAAGAUGAAAUGCCAGAAGAGACCUAUAAUGUGUAGCAAAGUGGAUUUUAUUCUGUGGUACGGCUUGGAAUUGGCUUGCUCAGCCAUCUUUCCAUACCCGGGCCUUGAGACUUUUUUUCCGACACUGCGCGGUGACAUUUUUGUCGUACUGAGCGUCUCAGUUUUUUUACGCACCACUAGCUGGAGACAGUGGCUUUAUUAUCCAUACCCGAUCCGGCAGAAGGAAAAGGUGGCUAGCUUUAGUGGUAAUCUCGGUAAGUUCGCGUAGCUCCCUA